Messenger RNA from Myripristis murdjan (pinecone soldierfish), 553 nucleotides. Its product is annotated as NADH dehydrogenase [ubiquinone] iron-sulfur protein 3, mitochondrial-like. Gene Ontology annotation, cellular component: respiratory chain complex I. Bases 161 to 553 code for a protein of 130 amino acids. The record is from RefSeq and is a predicted model, not a curated record. The transcript is spliced from 4 exons. NCBI's taxonomy places the organism in Eukaryota, Metazoa, Chordata, Actinopteri, Holocentriformes, Holocentridae. Gene Ontology annotation, molecular function: NADH dehydrogenase (ubiquinone) activity.
UGCCAACCCUCUUUCCUCUUGUUUUCCAGUCGCUAAUCGGAGCUCAUGUCUCGUCCAGCAGCAAGCGAGGUUGGAAAGCACCGAGAGCAAACCCACAGUCCGGCCCAAGGAUGCUGUCAGUCACAAUCAGCUGGCAGCAUUUGGGGAGUAUGUGGCCGAGAUGAUGCCCAAGUACAUCCAGCAGGUCCAGGUUACUUGUUACAAUGAGCUGGAGGUGAUGAUCCAUCCUGACGGGGUGAUCCCUGUGCUGACCUUCUUGAGGGACCACACCAACGCUCAAUUCGGGAACAUGAUCGACCUUACUGCUGUCGACAUCCCCACACGGCAGAAUCGCUUUGAGAUUGUGUACAACCUGCUGUCCCUGCGCUUCAACUCUCGUAUCCGCAUCAAGACGUACACAGACGAGCUGACACCAGUGGACUCUGCAGUCUCUGUCCACAAGGCUGCCAACUGGUAUGAAAGGGAGGUGAGUCAAAACCUGCACACUCACCAAAACAACAAAAACAACAACAACAACAACAAUAAGAAAAUGAAUGCCAGCCCUGAGAUUUAA